Molecule: messenger RNA, 2117 nt
Organism: Nematolebias whitei (Rio pearlfish)
Lineage: Eukaryota; Metazoa; Chordata; Actinopteri; Cyprinodontiformes; Rivulidae
Gene: ankrd13d
Product: ankyrin repeat domain 13 family, member D
Exons: 16
Coding region: 46-1935 (629 amino acids)
Cellular component (GO): cytoplasm
Molecular function (GO): protein binding
Source: RefSeq, a predicted model, not a curated record
UUGUCCCUAAAAGUCUUCACUAGCGUGUCUCUGUCAACGACGGCCAUGGCUCAGGAGGCCUUUCCGCUACAUCUUCUCGUGUGGAACAACCAGUACUUGGAACUGGACCGAGAGCUGACGAAGAAAGAGCACGACGUGGAGCACCUGGAUCCGAGGGGUCGGACCCCGCUGGAGCUGGCUGUGUGUCUGGGCCACCUGGAGUCGACCCGGGUGCUGCUCAGACACUCUGUGGACCCGACACACUGCAACCCGCAGGGCUGGACCAUCUUGCAGGAGGCGGUGAGCACCGGGGACCCGGAGCUGGUGCAGCUGGUGCUUCAGUACAGAGACUUUAAGAGAGCCACUGAGAGGCUGGCGGGCAUCCCUGAGCUGCUGAGCAAGCUGAGACAGGCACGAGACUUCUAUGUAGAGAUGAAGUGGGAGUUCACCAGCUGGGUGCCCCUAGUGUCGAAGGUCUGUCCCAGCGACGUGUACCGGGUGUGGAAAAGUGGCUCUUGCCUCCGCGUGGACACCACCCUCCUGGGCUUCGAACACAUGACCUGGCUGAAAGGACGGCGCAGCUAUAUUUUUAAGGGUGAAGAUGAUGGCGCCGUGGUGAUGGAGGUGGACCACGAGAAGCAGGUGGUGUACACCGAGCCGCUCGUGUUGUCUCCUCGAGACGCGCCCUCCCUUCUGGCAGCCAUGCAGCCGUCGCAAGAAAACACGGCUCAGAGGCUCACGUCGCCCAUCGUCUCCACACACCUCAACACAAGAAGCAUCGCUUUUGAGCGGAAUAAGUCUGGAAUCUGGGGCUGGCGUUCAGAGAAGACCGAGGUCGUCAGCGGGUACGAAGCCAAGGUUUACAGCGCAACCAAUGUGGAGCUGGUGACUCGUUCUAGGACAGAGCAUUUAUCAGACCAGGACAAGUCCAGGAGCAAAGGCUCAAAGACUCCUCUACAGUCUUUCCUGGGCAUUGCUGAGCAGCAUACGGCUCACAACGGGGGCAACGUGUCCCAGUGUGCCAGUCCUCACAACCCCACAGCCAUCACAGCCGAGGAAUACUUCAAUCCGGAGUUCAACCUGAACGGCCGGGACAUCGGGCGUCCUGUCGAGCUCACAAGUAAAGUCCAGAGGUUUAAAGCCACGCUGUGGUUGAGCGAGACACACCCUCUGUCCCUGGCUGAGCAGGUGACACCCAUCAUAGACCUCAUGGCCAUCUCCAACGCCCACUUUGCCAAGCUGCGUGACUUCAUCACCCUGCGCCUGCCACCCGGCUUCCCUAUAAAGAUAGAGAUCCCUCUGUUCCACGUCUUGAACGCCAGAGUGACGUUCAGUAAUCUGUGCGGCUGCGACGAGGCGGUCAGUUCGGUGACGGUCCACAACCCCGAGAACACAGAAGAAGCUGGUCAGUCUCCUCCUGCCUUCCACUGUGAGGUUGACCCUUCGGUGUUCGAGCCCCCUCCAGACUACACCGUCCUCGGUCCAGGCCGCAGCGAGCCAAUGAGGGACGAGGACGACAAUCUGCUGCAGUUCGCCAUCCAGCAGAGCCUGCUGGACGCCGGCACGGAAAGCGAUCAGGUGACCAUCUGGGAGGCGCUGACCAACAGCCGCCCGGUGCCGCAGUCUCCGCUGUACGAGGAAGACUCUCAGCUGGAGAGGGCGAUACAGGAAUCCCUGUCCAUUUCUCUGGCCAGCAGAGAGGGCGAGGACCCGCCCGACCUCAGCCAGCCCUCCUCUGUGUCCCCGCUGGACCCUGUCGCCAACUCCCCGCCGUCCUACAGGACAGGGACCGAGCCCCAGCUGUCCGAAACCUUCGGCGUGGUGAGCAGCUUCGACGAGCAGCUUCGGCUCGCCAUGGAGCUGUCGUGCCGAGAGCAGGAGGAAAUCGACAGGAAGAGGAAGGAGGAAGAGGAGGAGCUGGAGAGGAUCCUGCGGCUGUCUCUCACCGAGAAGUAAUGUAACACAGAGGAACAAUCACCUUAAUUUAUUCUGCUUUAUUUUUCAGUCCCAAAAUGUUAAAUUAUUAUUAUUAUUACAAAUGUUUUAUUUGUCUUUCUGACACAAAGGCUGCUACCACAGAUUGUAAAGGAGCGAGGACAGAAAUGUGACACAGAAACGCUGACAUAAUGUUCACUACA